CUCCAGCUCUCUUCUCCUACAGCUUCUGCCCUCAUAUUCUCCACAAACCUUUUCCCCAGACUCUUUCCAAGUCCUCUAACCCAUCUCACCCAUUAAAUCCUUCUCAAUCUUCUUCCUCUCUCUCCUUUACACAACUCCUUCCCUCCUCCUCUUCUCCAGGACAGAUGCACUCCAUACUGGGCUGCAACCACCCCACUUUCGCCCUCCCCUGGAGGACCCUCCUGCCUUAUCUCGUGGCUCUGCACCUCCUGCAUCUGGGAUCAGCCCAGCUCAAUGUGGUGGCACCAAGCCUCCAUGUCACUGCCAUCGUGGGACAGGACGUCGUGCUGCGCUGCCACUUGUCCCCGUGCAAGGAUGCUUGGAGCUCAGACAUCAGAUGGAUCCAGCACCGGUCCUCUGGCCUUGUGCACCACUACCAAAAUGGAAUCGACCUGGAGCAGAUGGAGGAAUAUAAAGGGAGGACAGAACUGCUCAGAGAUGGUCUCUCUGAUGGAAUCCUGGAUCUGCGCAUCACAGCUGUGAGAUCCACUGAUAGUGGCUCAUAUAUUUGCACUGUGGAAGAUGGUGACAAUUAUGCAGAAGCCGUGGUGGACCUGGAGGUGUCAGAUCCCUUUUCCCAAAUCGUCCAUCCCUGGAAGGUGGCUCUGGCUGUGGUCAUCACUCUUCUGGUUGCGUCAUUUGUUGUCAGCAUUGUUUUUCUCCACAGAAAACGAGGUGAGAUGAGAGCGGAGGGGAUGGAGCACAGGGAGGUGUUGUGCAGGGACAGGGAUGGUUGGGGUGGUGCUGAGCUCUGCUCCAUGGAGGCACACAGGAGGAGGAAGGGAGAUAUUUCCUGGGAUUCCCAGUUCUCAUUAAAUAACAUUUAUCUUUCUUUUUAGAAAUGAAGAAGGGGGAAAAAGGAAAGGGGUGUGGGUGGGAGGAUAGGAAUGUGGCUGGACCGUGGGGUAGGUGGAAAGGUCCAGAUCCUCUGGAGACAUCCCCACAAACCAAGCUGCCCUGCUGACCAUCUCUUCCUCUGCUUUGUC
This is a messenger RNA of Phasianus colchicus (ring-necked pheasant), 1025 nucleotides long. The record is from RefSeq and is a predicted model, not a curated record. NCBI's taxonomy places the organism in Eukaryota, Metazoa, Chordata, Aves, Galliformes, Phasianidae.